This is a messenger RNA of Phacochoerus africanus (Common warthog), 1464 nucleotides long. It is a transcript of the gene SPR, whose product is annotated as sepiapterin reductase. The transcript is spliced from 3 exons. NCBI's taxonomy places the organism in Eukaryota, Metazoa, Chordata, Mammalia, Artiodactyla, Suidae. The coding region runs from base 78 to 881 and encodes 267 amino acids. Gene Ontology annotation, molecular function: sepiapterin reductase (NADP+) activity. Gene Ontology annotation, biological process: tetrahydrobiopterin biosynthetic process. The record is from RefSeq and is a predicted model, not a curated record.
UAAGGCCCCGCCCGCCGCGGCCGCCCAGACCCCUGACUGGUUUCGGGUCGCAGCAGUUACUCGUCGAAUUUGGAAGCAUGGAGCAUGGCGUCGGUAAGGUUGGCGGCCUGGGGCGCGCCCUGUGCGUGGUGACCGGGGCCUCCCGCGGUUUCGGACGGACGCUGGCACAGCUCCUGGCCCCGCUGCUGUCGCCUGGCUCCUUGUUGGUCCUAACCGCCCGCAACGACGAGGCGCUGCGGCACCUGGAGGCCGAGUUGGGCUCCGAGCGGCCUGACCUGCGGGUGGUGCGGGUGCCCGCUGAUCUGGGCGCCGAGGCCGGCUUGCAACAGUUGCUUGGCGCCCUGCGCGAGCUCCCUAGGCCCGAGGGCCUGCAGCGAGUGCUGCUCUUCAACAAUGCGGCCUCUCUUGGAGAUGUGUCCAAAAGCUUGGUGGACCUGACUGACUCAGCUGAAGUGAACAGCUACUGGGCUCUGAACUUGACGUCCAUGCUCUGCCUGACUUCCAGCUUCUUGAAGGCUUUUCCUGAUAGUCCUGGCCUCAGCAGAGUGGUGGUUAACAUCUCAUCAAUCUGUGCUGUGAAGCCCUUCAAAGGCUGGGCCCUGUACUGUGCAGGGAAGGCUGCCCGUGACAUGAUAUAUCAGGUUCUGGCUGCAGAGGACCCUAGUUUGAGAGUGCUGAGCUAUGCCCCAGGUCCCCUGGACACAGACAUGCAGCAGAUAGCCCGGGAGGCUUCCAUGGACCCAGAUUUGCGAAAAAGGCUACAGGAGCUGAAGAAUAAGGGGGAACUUGUGGAUUGCAGGGUAUCAGCCCAGAAACUGCUGAACUUGCUGCAAAAGGAUGAAUUCAAGUCUGGAGCCCAUGUCGACUUCUAUAAUGAAUAAGCCCACGUGCUUGGCUUCCUGGGGCUUUCUUCCUCCCCUUUCAGGCACACCCGGGAGCCCUCUAGAUCCCCACAUCCUGCCACAAGCCAGCCUUAGGCAGAUAAGCUUUCCUGCUACUGUCCUGCUCUCAGAUCCAGCCAGCAGCUAUGAGGGCCUUGGGUAGAGGUCCCAGUUCUCAGGAGUCGGUGUUGAGCACCCUGAGUGAGGAGGAGGCUUGAGAGAGACAAGUUAGGGGUGUUGGUGUUUCUCUCUCCUGGGGAGUAGAAUAUUAGGGAUGGGAAAAGCAGGACAAGAAGCUGAAACACCGAGGAGAGGAAGUUGGGUCUCCUGCCCCUGGUCAGUCCCCGGGGAGGAGGGGGAGCUUGUGUCAAAAUGCAGAUUCACAGUUGGUCUGGAGGGGAAGGAGGACAGCCAAGUCCCAGCUCACAGGGAUGCCUCCUGGACCUUCUCUUCAACUUUGUGUCCUCGUUCUGCUGCUGCUUCUCUCCAGAACCUGCCAUCCAUCUCCAUCAUGAGGGGAGGAGCCCUGAGAGCUGAAGUACGUGUUAAUGGUAGCUGCAAAUAAAAUGUAGGUUGUUGCUUU